Messenger RNA from Drosophila melanogaster (fruit fly), 1854 nucleotides. It is a transcript of the gene SmydA-7, whose product is annotated as SET and MYND domain containing, arthropod-specific, member 7. The coding region runs from base 172 to 1638 and encodes 488 amino acids. The transcript has 4 exons. The record is from RefSeq and is marked reviewed. NCBI's taxonomy places the organism in Eukaryota, Metazoa, Arthropoda, Insecta, Diptera, Drosophilidae.
AAACGAGUGAUUCUAUAAAUAAGUCAUCAUCUCGUUCGAGCUAUGCACGCAAUUAGCAAAAGUACUUAGCAAUACGACAGGGCUCCUGAAAAAGAGGGAUAUUCCUCAGCCAGCAGCACUGCAGAGUAUAUUUAUAAUUGCUCAGUGCGUUUUAGGCAACAGACGUAAUCGAUGCAAGAAUUUGGCGAAAAUAUUCAGCAUGCUCACGAUGAGAAGUUGGGCAGGCAUCUGGUGGCUAGUAUAGCCAUCGAACCGGGAGAUACCAUAUUGGAGGAGCGACCCUUGCUGGUAGCUCCACACUGGGAAUGCCAUCAGCUGAAGUGCGCGCAAUGCCUUCAGGAAUCCUAUGUGAUAUGCCGAAGGUGUCAGGUAUUUCCCCUGUGCAUGGACUGCAACCAGCAUGAUGAAUUCGAGUGUGAGUUUUUCACCAGCGGAGCAGGAAAAGCCCUCUGCAAGGAUAUUCUUGUGAAGAACUUUGGCAUAUGUGGACUCCUAAAGCUCCUUCUUCUGCUAGAGAAUCCUCGUACAAAAGGCGAUUGCCAAAUGCUCAUCGAUGUUCCUAUAAAUCUGAGUGAUUACCGCGACGGAGAAGGAAUGUGGCAAGAGCACGAGGAGCUAGUGGUGCGUCCACUAAUGGAGAGUGGCCUAGCGGAUGUUCUACCCACUCAGGAGCUAACUUCGGAUGCACUUCACGCCCAUUGCAUACGUAUCGACAGUAAUUCCUUCGAGGUGACCGCAAAGGAUGGUGAUACCUUGAAGGGAAUUUUUGUUUGGGGUGCUACUUUACCGCACCACUGCGUUCCAAACACGGUGGUGGCCUUGGAUGAACAGUUCAACAUGAAGCUAUAUGCGGCGGUUCCCCUGCAGCCUGGCGACAUCAUCUACAACUCGUACACCAAUCCUCUGAUGGGCACCAGUCAGAGACAACACCAACUGCGUCUAAGUAGAAGACUGGAGUGUAUCUGCUCGCGCUGUCUGGAUCCGACCGAGAUGGGCACCCACAUGAGCAGCCUGAAGUGCAAGGAGUGCCCCGGAUUUUCAGUUUGCGAGAUUGAUUCAAAUGGAAAACUUGGAGACUGGCGCUGCCCGGAUUGUAGAGCCCUGUUAACCGCUGCCGAGGUCCACGAACUACAGGCUGCAGUGGGAUCGGCCUUAGUAGACGCCAUGGGUGACCUGCAGGUAUACGAAGCUCUACUGACCCAGUACGGGCCACUGCUCCAUCCCAAUCAUUUCAUGCUGCUGGACAUCAAGCAGAACAUUGCCAGUAUUCUGCGAGCGGCUGCUUUAAUGAACUCCAUGGACCAGCCGUGCAAGAAACUUCUCGCCCGCCGGGUGGAACUCUGCUCCGACUUACUGCCCGUCUGUCGGGCUGUGGUUCCAGGCAUCUCCAAGCUGUAUGCCAUUGGUCUGUUUGAGUACUUGCUGGCCUUGGUGGAGCUGGUGGAAUUGCAAUUUGCCGAAAGUGAUCUGAGCAAAAAAGAAUAUGUGGCUCAUUUAAGGACCGCGAGUCUGGUGGCCACGGAAGCAAUGGACCUACUUCGCUUUGAGCCAGAAAACUCGGCAGAAGGCUAUCUUGCAGACCGGAUUUCAAUGGAGCUGGAGCGGAUUGAGUCCGAUUUGAAGAAAUACGGCAGAUAAUAUCCCCAUUUUGGGUACAUAUCUUAUAUCCACUUUGUGGCCCUGCUCCGGCAAUUUUUAGUCUAAAACAAAUUUGAUUAGUCGAAGGGAAGCGAACACAAUGCGCUCCCUUCAGUUGUUGCCACUUUUACAUUGUGUACCGGCGACAUGGUUCAACGUAUGGCUGGGUGGGGGGAAUCAUUGACCAAGAAAUAAAUAAAGAAUUGUCGUUCAAUU